UCACAUAUUCAAACAUGUUCGGGAAUUUUAAUAUUUGGAUUUUUCUCAAAAUGUUCCCGAUUUAAAAAGGUUCACUUUUUGUGAAAUUUUUCUUCAAAAUUUUGAAAAAACUGUUUGCGUCUUCAAAGAACGUUCUUGGCUCUAAAAAAAGUUCACAAACUUCAUAUUUUAUUCCUUUUUCGAAACUUGUUAUCAAAUUGACCGUGCUGCUGUAGUUUGUUCGCUACAGUGCCCCGCAAAAGAAAAGAAAAAGAACACUUCAAGCGCCAAUGGGCUGGCCGCCCGCGCUGCUGUUGGACGCAGCAAGCGUGAAAUAGGCACCAAACGCCAUUUUCUUCUUUGCGUCAUCUUUUCCACCUCUUAGCAAACUGGAUUUACGUACCAUGCACGUCUGCGUGGUUUCUUGGUACAGCUGCCAAUCCCCUAAUUUCAUUACGUAGCAUGCACGGUUCCGAGCGCUAGCAAGUAGCGCGCACCUCCAAGCUCCAGCCGCCUUCUAUAUAUACGUCCCUCUACUGGAGUUCACAAUUCCACAUCACAUACCACCAUGGACGCGCCGGCCGCCUGCGAGAUCGAGCGCCUGCCGGAGGACCUCCUGAUGCACGUGAUAUCGCUCACGUCGCCGGCGGACGCCUUCCACGCCACCGCCGUGUCCGGGGCCUUCCACGCCGCCGCCGACUCAGACACCGUCUGGUCCCGCCUCCUGCCGCGCGACCUCCCGCAGUUCGCCAAGAGGGAGCUUCCCCGCAAGCCGCCGUCGACCAAGAAGGGGAUGUUCCGGCGCCUCUCCGACGAACCAGCCCUCCUCCCGGGCAAGUAUGUGCGCAUGCAGCUGGACAAGGCCACCGGUGCCAAGUGCUUCACGUUUUCGGCCAGCGCGCUACAGAUCACCCAAGCUAAUGAUGCACACACGCCCUUGAUACGUGUAGGUUCAGUGCCGGGCUACAGCAAAAGAGGCAAAAGGUUCUCACAAGCAGCUGACAUCGGCCAUGUUAACAUACUCGAGAUAUGUGCCAAGAUACAAAGAAACAUGCUCUCUCAAAACACAACCUACGUGGCAUACAUGGUGUUCAAGCUAGGACCCAGAUUUUACAGCUUCGAUUUCCCGUUUCAAGAAGCCUCAUUUGGCAUUGCUGGGAGCCAGUCGACUCGCCAGGUUUGCCUGCAAGGCUAUGUCGAGGACGGUGAUGGAGCCGAUGUUCCACCUCGGAAACACAUCGUGCCAAGUUCUUAUCAUAUAUAUAAUCAUGACUCGGUUCCUCCUCAAAAGAACGUUGUUUUCCCACAUAAGAAAGCCGACGGUUGGAUGGAGGUGGAGCUUGGUGAGUUCCAUAAUGAGGGAGGUGACGGUGAGGUCUCCAUCAGCUUGACCGAGACAACAAAACCCAAGAGUGGCCUUAUUGUCUGGGGCAUUGUGAUAAGAAGUAAGCAACAAAAGAAAAAACAAAAAGAAGAAGUAAGCAAUAAAGGCCAGUAAGGCUCUAGCAUUUCGUACCAUAUACCAUGUGGGAGCUAGGAAGGAGAAUUUAUUGGACUAUCUUUUGUUACAUAGAAUGAGGCCAAAACUCUAAGGCUGCAUGUGGUCUUAUUUCCCUAUUUGCUUCAAUAUUUUGUUCUGAAUGUAGUCAAAUGUAUUUUUGAUAGGAAAUAAGUAGGAGAUAAAGAGCUAGGUAUGCCUGUAUGAGUUCCGUUAUAAGACAGGAAUAAGACCGAUUCAUUACAAAACAAAACCGUGUUAAAAAACACAUUUAAUACCUCCGUGACAGCGGCGGAGCGUGAACCAUAACUUUUUUAUGUAAUAUAACCUUUUUUAUUUAGCUAUAAAGGCGUGAACCAUAACUUUCUUUUAGCACUUCGUGAACCAUAACUAAGCCUGAGCCAGUUGGACCAGAGCUACAAAACGGGCCGUAUAACAAAAAAAAAGUGACAGGCUCUACAUAAAGCGCGGCGACUAUAUUUUGCAUUAAGCGAGUCAGCAGAAAGUCUUGCUGAAGGUUUCUACGAUAAUUGGACCGCCCAUUUGC
Messenger RNA from Aegilops tauschii subsp. strangulata, 2024 nucleotides. The record is from RefSeq and is a predicted model, not a curated record. NCBI's taxonomy places the organism in Eukaryota, Viridiplantae, Streptophyta, Magnoliopsida, Poales, Poaceae.